UUUGUUGUGGUCUGCUCGGUUUUGUUCCACCAAGACAUGAACUGGGAUAGUUAGUGACCACUAUAGAAACCUCCACAAAGCUGCUUGUUCUACCUCCACUGCUUGCUUUAACCCUUCAUCUACUACUAUUUUCAGCGAUAGUACUUCCUGCAAAUGUGAUCACAAUCUCGGUAUUUUUUAGGCUGAUGAAUCUCGAGUGGAGAAGAAGGUAAUAUACACAAGUAACUACAGAAGCAUUGUUGAUGACAAACAAUAAAAAAACAAACCCACAUUACUUUUCUAUCAAAGAAAACAAUAGACAAACUGAUAUUUUCCACAAAAGCAAGUAAUAUGUAAUUAUGUAUCUUGAAUUUUUUUUUAAAUAACACUAUGUCUUGCAUAAACGUUAUUUAUAGAGAAUCAUCGUAGAGAAGAGUGAUAGAACUAUUAAUUCAUAGGCCAAAAAUACUCUUAAAUAUCACAGAGCUCCCAAAAGCACAAUCAAAGCCAAACCCACCAAACAAAAUAUGGCAGAUCAACAACAACAGUUCCAGCAACCUCUUGUUGUGUAUCCAUCUUCCUCUUCCUCUUCUUCAGCAGCAUCAUCAUCCUCUUAUGCACUUCCCUCGUCCUCUGGUUCAAGUGUCUCAUUCGGUACUGCGUUCAUUGUUCUAGCUGCGAUCCUUGUCUUAGCAGCACUGGCUUGUGUGUUUGGAAGGCUAUGCAACCGCGGACGCAAGGAUCACAAAAACAACAACAAACCUUCAAAGCAUGAGAAACCGUCGUCAAAGAAGAGCCGUGAGAUCAGACCUGUGGAACGUGAGCCGAGAGAGAGACGUGAUGAUUUGGAGUUUGGGUUUGAUAUAAAGCGUCCUGGUCCAAUGAGCAAACCUUCUGGUCGAAACGAAGGAGAUAUUGAGUUUGGGUUUGAUAACAAGAGAAGAGGAGGAGGAAAGAAAGGACCACAUCCGGUUAAUAAACAUAGAGCAAGGUUCAACUGAUGGGAAAAAUAAAUUUUGACCUCAGAGACGGUGGCUCCGACAUUAAUCUCCGGUCAGGACACAUGAUCUACAUAAGACAAGUGACUUACUCAAGCUUGUUUUUCUUUUUUUUUAGCAACACUCAAGCUUUUUUUUUUUUUUUUUCAUCAAGUGUUUUUUUUUUAUUUAAUAAAAUCGGGUCAAACCCAUAAUACAAGGCCCAAAGCCUAAAUACAUAAACAAAAGGGUUAGAAGCCCAAAAGCCUACUGGCUGCAAACUAAACACUUCAAACAGGCCCGCGGCCCAAAUCACAUAGACCCGAACGACAUAGCCUGGAAAACACGCGUCAAGAAAUCUGGCUAUCGACGACGACAGAGCUGUAAAAGCUUUCUUCUUCCAGAAUCAAACCUUGAUCUAAACGAGCCGCUUCUCCACCGCAGAAAAACUUCUUCACGACCGCGUCUUCACUCCAAACAACAAACCGCCAUGCAUUAUGAAUUAGGCCGGAGCCACAGCUCAGAUAAGGCGAAAAUGGAAAAAUACAAAAGAGAGGUACUAGGAUAACUUUUAAAUGGACGGACCCUAGUUCCAGCAACAACACGCUUGUGCACGCGUCGGCUGCCGGAACCAACUAGAUCUGUUUUCUCUCUCUUGCUCUCUCUGUGGUAUGGUUAAUCUAAAAUUAUCGCCCCAUAUAUAUGCUUCUUUCUCUGCUACAUAUGUUUCAUACACUCAAGCUUGUUUAACUUUGUCUUUUUCUUGUUUGUUUAAUUAUGGUUUAUUUUUUUUUUUUUUUUCUGUCGAUUGGUAUAUUGUUUCGUAUGGGUAUGGGCCGUAUGGCACUUUAAAAUUAGAUCAAGUUAUAUAUGAAAAGCAAAUGGAAAAGAAUUAGAUGACAAGUAAUACUACAGGCCCAAUCUAUAAAAAAAAAGAUGUCGCAUAUCAGAACGCAAGCAAGAUUAAAAUCACUCCUUUUGAUCAAAAAAAAUAAAAGAACUGCUAUGAGUUUUUUUUUUUUUUUUCUUUUUCUUGUUCUGAGAUAUAAUAAGUCUUUUGAGCCAAACGGCCAUGGAGCAAAACUAAAGGUAGCUAAAUAUGAUUAGUUUAUUUUACUCACAUAAUUAUUGGACCAUACUUUAAGAAUACCAAUAAAAAUAGUUGGGUGUGUGUCAAUAUUAUUGGGCAUAUUCCAAAAUUGACGUAGUCUAUAACCAAUAACAUGUACUUCAUAUAAAACUCUUUUGGUAAAUAUAAUAACAAUAUGAUACAAUCGAGUGAAAUGAGUUAGAGUUGCAUCGAAAUAAUGUGAUCUCUUCACACAAUACAUGAAUUAUGUUUUUCAAUUGAUUUCGCGAAUUUUAUUUUCCUUUAAAACUUUUUUGAGUUCUGAUUCUUCUAACAAUCUGAUUAUGUUUCUAAUUGUUGGGUUGAUACGAAAACUCUAUAAAGAAGAAUAAUUUUU
Brassica rapa (field mustard) is the source of this 2422-nucleotide messenger RNA. RefSeq lists its product as uncharacterized. Lineage: Eukaryota; Viridiplantae; Streptophyta; Magnoliopsida; Brassicales; Brassicaceae. The record is from RefSeq and is a predicted model, not a curated record.